UUCUAACUCACAAAGAGAGGCGGAAGCAGAGUGGGCUGCAGGCUCCAGCAAGCUGCAAAGUGUUUGACUCAAGUAGACGAUGACGGGAUACAAUAUCACAGCGGGUGACGUGGAGGCCGGGCUCCAGCACAGGAUGGAGGUUCUGGUGGAGAAGAAGUCCUCCACAGGAUGGGUGUGGAAGGCGUUCGGGGUGCUGCUCUUAGUGGCCCUUUGCAUUGGAGGGGCCCGGCUCUAUGUUUGGUACCAGCUUGAAAGAUCAGAAUCCACAACACAGUCAGGAAAGACGGCAGCACCAAGGAUAAUGGACCCUGACGUGACAACAGGUGCCCACUCCCAGCUGAAAGAAAUGAGCAGAAGAGCAAAGGCAGCCAUUCACUUAGUAGGUGAUUACGACGAAGACAGCCAGCAGCCGGCCCUGGAGUGGAAGGACGGUGUGGGCCAAGCCUUCGCUCUGGGCGGACUCCGUCUCCACUCCAACCAAAUCAUCAUCCCAGAAAAGGGCCUGUACUUCGUCUACAGCCAGGUGUCGUUCAGGGUGUCCUGCAGCAACGACGUAGAGGGCGCGUGGAGCUCAAAGCCCCUCAGCCACCGGAUCUGGAGGUCUUCGGACUCCAUCGGCAAACCGGUGUCUCUGAUGAGCGCCGUGAGGUCGGCGUGCCAAAAUGUGCCGGAGGACGGCGUGAGAUCGGGCCAGGGCUGCUACAGCACCAUCUACCUGGGUGCUGUGUUUCACCUCGACAAAGGAGACAAGCUGCAGACGGAGACCAACCAGCUGCCAGAGCUGGAGACCGAAGAGGGCAAGACUUACUUUGGCGUCUUUGCACUUUGAGUCGCUGCUGUGAUACUAAAGGACAGUACCGUAACAGUGUGUUUAAAAAAAAAAAUCACAUUUUUACACUUUUAUUCAACCUAAAGGUGAUGUAGAAAUGCUAAAAUCUCAAUGGAGAUGUAACUGGGCAGCUGAACAGGCUGAAAACUUUAUGAACUGUAACAGUUUGCAACUUUAUCUUCGUUUCGGGCACUUUGUGACUUUAUUUAUGCUGAUCAGAGAUUGUACGGACUAGACUUCUGCUGUUGCAGAUGUCCGUGUGCUUCUUUGUUAUUUACACGUAUCUAUUUAUUUAUAUUUAUUUGUAUUUAAAUC
Molecule: messenger RNA, 1144 nt
Organism: Fundulus heteroclitus (mummichog)
Lineage: Eukaryota; Metazoa; Chordata; Actinopteri; Cyprinodontiformes; Fundulidae
Product: tumor necrosis factor-like
Exons: 4
Coding region: 80-829 (249 amino acids)
Biological process (GO): immune response
Cellular component (GO): membrane
Molecular function (GO): tumor necrosis factor receptor binding
Source: RefSeq, a predicted model, not a curated record